CCCAGCCCAGGGCGGCCGGUGAGGCAAGGGAAGGGAGGGAGGCCUUUCCCGGCAACACUGCUUCCUGCUCCUCCUCCUCCUCUUCCAGGCCAAGCUGCCUCCGCCGCAACCGCCCUGAUCUUGCUGGUGGUCUCGCCCAGCGAGUAAGUAAUAGAUGCGGGUAAAAGAUCCAUCAAGAGUUGUGUCUGACAGAACCAAGAGACACAAAAAGUCAAAUCAUCAUCAGGAUGAAGACUCUUCAGAUGAUAUUGCAGGUCUGACAUGCCAGCAUGUAAGCCAGGCAGUAGAUGUGCAUAAUGUGAAGAGGGCAGUAGCUCAAAAUUUCUGGUCAGUAUGUUCAGAGUGUUUGAAGGAAAGAAGAAUAUGUGAUGGUGAGCCUGUAAUGCCUUCUGACAUAUUGCUCUGCCUUAAAUGUGGCAUUCAGGGCUGCAGUCAAAAUUCAGAAGGCCAACACUCUCUAAAACAUUUCCAGACAGCACGGGCAGAACCUCAUUGCAUUGUAAUCAAUCUCAGCACAUGGAUUGUAUGGUGUUAUGAAUGUAAUGAAGAGCUGUCAACACACUGUAACAAGAAGGCUUUGGCACAGAUAGUUGAUUUCCUCCAAAGACAUGUUGCUAGAAAUGAAUCAAGUUCACCCUCAAAAGUUAUAUGGCUACAUGAAGAAAAAAAGGAAGCAAGCGAUAUAUUAAAGGGGAAAGGCAUCAGUUCCAGCUGGGCAUCUGUUCCAGUCAAAGGCAUUAAUAAUUUAGGAAAUACAUGCUUCUUUAAUGCUGUCAUGCAGAACUUGGCACAAACACACAUGUUAAAUGAAUUAAUGUGUGAAAUGAAAGAAAAGGGAACAAAGCUAAAAAUUGGUCAGAGUCCAGCAUCUCAACUGGACCCUUUGGUAGUGAACCUUUCCAGUCCUGGGUCACUGACUUCAGCUAUGUUCCUGUUCCUUCACAGCAUGAAAGAAAUGGGAAAAGGACCUCUUUCUCCCAAAGUUCUUUUCAGCCAGCUCUGUCAAAAGGCUCCCCGGUUUAAGGGAUUUCAACAGCAAGACAGUCAAGAAGUUCUUCACUAUUUGCUGGAUGCAAUGAGAAUAGAAGAAACAAAGCGAAUACAAGCUGCAAUCUUAAAAGCAUUCAACAAUCCAACUACCAAAACAGCAGAUGAGGAGACAAAAAGAAAAGUCAAAGCAUAUGGAAGAGAGGGUGUGAAGAUGAACUUCGUAGAUAGGAUCUUCGUCGGUGAACUGACAAGCACUAUAAUGUGUGAGGAGUGUGAAAAUAUUUCCACAGUAAAAGAACCUUUUAUCGACCUUUCGCUUCCUAUUAUAGAAGAGAGGAUCUCAAAACCAGUUCCUUUCGGGAGGACAAGUAAAAGUAAACAUAUACAAGAAGCAGAUAUUGACCAAUACAGCUGUUCUUCUAUUAAUUCUCUGAAUAACCAACAAUCAAAACUAUCUAGGAAACAGUCAUUAACAAAGGACAAGAAUCAAGUUAAUCAUGAGAAAAGACUUACCAAGAAAUCCUCCUCUGGUGAAGAAGAAACAACCCCUUUUAUUAUGUAUGAAGAUACUGGCAACAGUAAAGUUGAAGAAAGAGCUAAAGUUUCAUACGCAAGAGAGAGCAAUACAGUAACAGAUUCUGGAGCAAAUGGAAGUCAGACUGAAGGGAGUGAAAAAGAAGCCAGCCACUCCGAAAGCAGCAUGGAUGCAGAUAGUGAGGCGUCUGAAAGCGAAACAGCUUCCAGUAGAGCUUGUUCCACUCCUGGUUUGUGCACCAUUGAGCAUAAACAUGUAUCUGCAAACAUUAAAAUGCAGCACAACAAUUCAGGUGGUAGCAAUACAGAGGUACUUUCCAGUGCCUUGUCAAAACUCAACUUCAGCAGCAUGGCUAAUGAAAGUGAUGGGCCUUUCCGUAAGGAUCCACUAUCAAGCCUGUCAAAUCACGUUUCAGCAGAGAACCCGCCGUUAGUGCAAUGUCCUCAAAAUGCUUUCCAGACCCUGUCACAGAGCUAUACAACCAGUUCUAAAGAAUGCUCCGUGCAGUCCUGCCUCUACCAGUUUACAUCUGUGGAACUGUUAAUGGGAAACAACAAGCUUUUGUGUGAGAACUGCACAGACCGGAAACAGAAGCACCAAAAGAAAGUAAAUACUACAGAAAAGAAAACAGAAGGUGUGUAUACAAAUGCCAGGAAGCAGCUGUUGAUUUCUUCUGUUCCUGCUGUUCUUGUUCUCCAUCUGAAAAGAUUCCAUCAGGCUGGUGUGAGUCUAAGGAAAGUAAAUCGCCAUGUGGAUUUUCCAGUAGUUUUGGACUUGGCUCCAUUUUGUUCUGCUUCUUGCAAGAAUGUGACAGAUGGUGGGAAAGUUCUCUAUGCUCUUUAUGGAAUAGUGGAACACAGUGGGUCAAUGCGAGGAGGUCAUUAUGCAGCAUAUGUAAAGGUCAGGACACCAUCAAAAAGGCUUUUGGAACACAUUUCUAGCAAUAAAAAUGUUCAAGGUUUAAAAGAAUCAGGAGGAACGUCUUCAGGACAGUGGGUGUUUGUCAGUGAUACCCAUGUACAAGCAGUUCCUGAAUCAAGAGUCUUAAAUUCACAAGCUUAUUUACUUUUCUAUGAAAGAAUGUUGUAGUUACAAUCAUUCAUGAAAAUGAUUUGUCAUUUAGAGUCAUUUAAACUUGCAAGAAAAUGGCAGUAUAUGUAAAUCUUGUGCCUUCAUAUGUUCUUGAAUAUAAAGUUCAUGAUUAGUUAUAAUUCUAAAACUAUGGCUUGGAUCCAGAAAAGCCAAAGUCUGCACAGAGCACUUUCAUGCAUGCCCAGAUUCUGCUGGCCAACUCUGCUGUCUGGCAGCCACAUAUUGGACAAAAAUGAGUUCUGUUUAAAAUGUCCUAAGCUUCAGGUUAGUUUGUGAAGGCUGUGGGAAGUUGCCACCAAAAGGAGGCCCUAAUAAUCCCGUGUGUGAGUGGGGCAAUUUUUGUUUUUCUGAAUCCAAGACCAAGUGUUUAUUUUGUAAAUCCCCAGAAUUCAUUUGAAUAAUGUGCUCUGAAUUUGAAUACUGAUAUUUCAGUAUGAGCAGGAAAAAUCAAUAUUAAAAAUAUUGUACCAUAAAUGAUCUUGGUAAAACUGAGUAGUGCCUAAAUUUUCUUGUUGACUGGCUCAUGCUGAUACUUGCAUAUCAUAGUUGGUUGGCAUGCAAAUUUUCUUGAAUGUAUUGCCUAAGUUAAAAGUUCAAUAAAUGGAAAGUAGUUAUUUCAGGAAACAAAAAGGUUACUAAACAAAGUUAUGAACAAUUCAUGUAUUCAAAGAAGACACAUGGCACAGCUCUCUCAUAACUGAACCACUUCAGAAUGUAUGUGGCAGUUCACAUGUUUGAAUAUGCUUGCCUCUAAACCAAAUGUUGCUACACGUGGAAUCGUUAUUCCAAAAGGGAGCAAGCUAAUAUAGAAACUUUCUCCCUAAUCUGCUUUCUACAUUCAGGAAGUUAACAUGGCAGGGUGUUCUAACAUGCAUCCCCUUGCACUCUGAAGAUGGCACAGACCAUGGAGGAUUGUACCAUCCAACCUUUUUGUGAUUUGCUCAGAUGUGUCUAAAUAUAUUGGCAAAUUGGUGCACACUAACAGUACUUGAUACUGCCUGCCAUUCUCUAUGACUGAUCGAAUGUAUCUGCAGAGCAAAUCUCAAAUGUGCUGGUUUAUUCCACACCUGAAAUUUGGAGUUAAAUACUACAUAACAUUGACUGAUUCUACAAAAGAACUCAGUCUUUGUAUAGUUUUUAUGAUUUACAAAAUACACAUUAUGUGUUCUAUUUCAGUGGUUUUGUAUUAAAAAAUAGGAGUGGAGGUAUAUUAGUGGUUAUAAUCAGUGACUCUUAAAUGAACUGGCUCUACUUUUUCAUUUGCUUAUUUUCAAUAGUUUUAUUUAUGUUACAGUGCAGAGCAAUAUGUGCUAUCUUACUCCUAUGACAAGGUGACACUUCUCUCUCUCUCUCUCUCUCUCUCUCUCUCUCUCACACACACACACACACACCCCAAGUUGUUUUUAGAAUUUGGAGUAUUUCUCAAAGGAAAUGUUUAUCCUGUACGGGUUGCUGCUAUUUAGCAUGGGAAAGAUUAGUUUGUACUAUAAGUCUUUGUACUCAAAUAGGCUUUUAAAUUGUAGCCAUUGGCUUGGAGCCAGCAACAAACACAUAAAAAGAGGUUAGUGGAAGUGGACUUUCUAGCUCUUCCUGUGACAGUCAGCUCUCACUCCUGAAUCCUCUUCCAAAAGGUCCAGGGGUUCUUCUAAAUGGUGGAAUCAGCUUUUGUAUUAAUAAGUGUGUGUUGGGAAUCCCCAAAACAUUGGAGAUGAGAUGGAAGGUGCAUCUACCAGAUUUUUAGGGCCUCCAACAGACCCCAUACAAUAACUUACCUCACUCAAAACAAUUCCUGGACCUGAGGAGAGGGUGAAGGGGAUGUUGGGGGAGGAGUGAAUAGUAAAGAUAGCUUCUACUAACUGCCUUGAUUUCAUUAUUCUUGGAUCCAAUUGAUGAAUGAAUGGUAGCAGAAACAGACCUUUUCCUGAUAUUCCUUUGGUUUUUCUAUGGCAUUGGUAUGAAAGGCGGUGUGUGCAUAUGUGUCAUGCACAAGUGCACCCACUUGCCCAUGGGUAGCUCCCUGGCCUAAUACACAGUAAAUGUAAAUGGGAACUGUGUAAAUCCAGCUGCAUUGCUUGCCCACACCUGCAUUAAUUUCAUCAAAAACAGCAAAAUGUCGGCAACUUAAAAGACUAAAACAUUUUAUUUUACAUAAACUUCCUUGGGUUGAUAUGUUUCUACAGUCUACAAAAACAUAUUCCAAAUAAAACUUGUUAGUUUUGUUACUGCUACUUUUAAAAAGGAGUAUUGUUAAGCAAUUUUUAAAAAUUAGACCACAGGAUCAUCAUCAUCAUCAUCAUCAUAUUUAUUUGUACACUGGUG
Molecule: messenger RNA, 4936 nt
Organism: Sceloporus undulatus (fence lizard)
Lineage: Eukaryota; Metazoa; Chordata; Lepidosauria; Squamata; Phrynosomatidae
Gene: USP45
Product: ubiquitin specific peptidase 45
Exons: 18
Coding region: 155-2614 (819 amino acids)
Biological process (GO): protein deubiquitination
Molecular function (GO): cysteine-type deubiquitinase activity; zinc ion binding
Source: RefSeq, a predicted model, not a curated record